CAACAUCCGGUGUAUUAACACAACUUCCUGUUUUGACCUCGUGCAGCAGUUUUUACUGAUUAUUUAAAUUAAAUCAACUGGGCAGCUGAAUUUGAGUAACUAUGGCAACUUCAGAAAAAGAAAAGCCGUUCUUCCAAAAUAUCAAUGCUGAUGAUGGACCAGAAGUUACCGAGAUAGAAAGUAUUUGUGUCAACUGUGAAGAGCAGGGUACAACUCGAUUAUUGUUCACGAAAAUUCCAUUUUUCCGUGAAGUUAUUGUGUCUUCGUUCUCGUGCGACCACUGUGGUUACCACAACUCUUCAUUGCAGCCUGGAGGGAGUAUACAGAACAAAGGCGUUCGUUACCGAAUCCGGAUAAAGAACCAAGAGGAUCUCAAUCGACAAGUCGUUCAAACGCCUUCAGCUACAGUCUUAAUUCCAGCUCUCGAGUUUGAGAUGCCACCCAACAAGGGAGUGCUGACCACGGUGGAAGGAAUCAUUGACAGAGCUGUUGAUGGACUGGAACAAGACCAGGUUCUGCGUAAAAUUCAGCAUCCAGAGGUAGCGGCCAAGAUUGACGAAUUCGUCAAGAGGUUGAAAGAACUGAAAAAUGUGGAACAACCAUUUGAGUUGAUUGUGGAUGAUCCUUCUGGGAACAGCUUCAUAGAAAACCCUCGUGCUCCGAAUGUCGACCCGGAGCUGUCAGUGAUGCACUACAUGAGAUCAACCGAACAGAAUCAUGAGCUUGGACUCUACACCCAAGCAGAACUUCAAGAUGAUGGAACUAAAAAGAGUGAAGAGGAAAAUUUCACUGGAGAAGAUGAGGUGAUGCAGUUUCAGAGUUUGUGUCCAAACUGCAAGGCCCAGUGUGAGACCAACAUGAAGAUUGUCGAUAUCCCUCACUUCAAGAAGGUCGUUCUCAUGGUAACGCUGUGUGAUGAGUGUGGUUACAAAGAGAGUGAAGUCAAGGGAGGGACGGGGAUCGAACCGAAGGGCAUCAAGAUUGAUCUGCAUAUUACAAACAAACGUGACAUGUUAAGAGACGUCAUAAAGAGCGAAUCUUCCAAAAUAAUAAUUCCGGACCUUGAUUUUGAAACUGGAUCAGGAACUCUGGGCGGAAAAUUCAGCACUGUCGAGGGAUUGCUGAUAGAUAUUAAAACACAGUUACGAGACUUGAACCCAUUUUUCCAUGGCGACAGCUCCCAGCCUGACCUUGUGACCAAACUGGAAAUCUUCUGCCAGAAGAUAGAUAAGAUAAUUACUGGAGAAACUCUUGACAUUCAUUUUAUCCUGGAUGAUCCGGCUGGUAACAGCUAUAUUGAGAAUCCCCAUGUACCAGACAAAGACCCCGAGUUAUGUGUUAGCCAUUACGAGAGAAACUUUGAACAGAAUGAGGAACUGGGGCUUAAUGACAUGAAGACAGAAAAUUAUGAAGAUUCGUGACGUUACCAAUUACAAGAGAAACUUUGAACAGCAUGAGGAAAUGGGACUUAAUGAGAUAGAGAGAGAAAAUUAUAAAACAUUCUUGACUCUUGACUUCAUGUUGUUAGCAAGUCACAGAACAUUAUUCUUAGUAAUGUAUUUAUUUGUUUUGCUGGUCAGAUAUAAAUGGUGAAAUAUUUCA
This is a messenger RNA of Gigantopelta aegis, 1602 nucleotides long. RefSeq names its product zinc finger protein ZPR1-like. The record is from RefSeq and is a predicted model, not a curated record. NCBI's taxonomy places the organism in Eukaryota, Metazoa, Mollusca, Gastropoda, Neomphalida, Peltospiridae. The transcript is spliced from 15 exons. Gene Ontology annotation, cellular component: cytoplasm; nucleus. Gene Ontology annotation, molecular function: zinc ion binding. The coding region runs from base 102 to 1421 and encodes 439 amino acids.